This is a messenger RNA of Pelobates cultripes (western spadefoot toad), 873 nucleotides long. The record is from the annotation of a GenBank genome assembly. Lineage: Eukaryota; Metazoa; Chordata; Amphibia; Anura; Pelobatidae.
AUGGGCGAUCUAGGUGUCUCCACGUUGGACUCCUUGAAGGAGAAGUAUUUGCAGGAGGAUUUGAAUAACAUAGCUCAAGAUAUAAACUGUUUGACCAAAGCCAUCAGCAGCCUAAAAGAGGAAAAUGAUUUCCUAAAUGAAGAGUCCGAUAAUGUCGAGAGGGAGAACAAGGGCUUUACUGGUUUCCUGUCCAAGCGAGCAGAGCGAUUGCAUGGCGCAGCCAUCUCUCUGAAUGAGUACAACCACAGGAAACUGCAAGAAGUAAAAAGAGAGAAAGAAGAAAUGGUCCAGAAGUUGCAGAUGAAAGAGACGGAGAUGAGGAAUGAACUGAUGGACAAAGAGCAUGCGCUUUCUGUGGUGCUUAAAAAACUGGAGGAACUCCAGCCUUAUAAAGACCUGGAAGCAAAGCAAACGGUCAAAAUUGAGGAGCUGUCCCAGGAGAUAAUAAAGAUGAGGAAGCUUUACAUUGACAAGGAGAGAGAGGUGAAACAUACAUUUCUUAAAAACAAGGAACUGCUUGCCCAGGAGUCCAGAAAGAAGGUUGCCCGGCUGUCCAGAAGAGCAAAGAAACAGGCGAUUCUUUCUCUGCAAGCUCACAUCGAGAAGGUUAAAGAGGAGCAUUUCAAAAUACGAGAUAUAGCGGCAAGACUAUGCCAUCGCAAUAUGCUGCUGUAUGAGCUCAAGUGCAGACUGCAGAGACACAACCACAAACUUCUCGAUAGUCUGCAAUACCAGGAGCGGCUUUACAAUAUGAGGCACACCGCACUUCACCAGAGGAACACAGGACAAUUUACUGAAGUCGAGGCUGAGAGGGAAGACGUAUUGACGACUGCCAAUGAGAAGGUCAAGUUGAAAAAAGCUUCAACUAUCUAA